AUGUCUGACUAUUAUGUACUGAAAGCUAACCAUUCUCAACGAUAUGAUGCUGUGGAUCGUCGAAGAAGAAGAAGUUCUACUCGUAAAGCUGAGAACAACAUUAUUCACUGUCCACAUAGGUUAGACCCUGAUUGCGAAUGUGUACGAAAUUCAGAUAUACCUAAAGAUCGUCCACUGAGUGAUAAACAAAAGAAAAUAGGAACGGCGUCACUCAUACGAAGUGAGAUGGAAAGACUUAAGGUAUAUGACAAACCACGAUAUAGUGCGCUUACCAACAUUAUCAAAAGUCCUGAACACGAAAAAGAUAAACACAUUGAACGUUACGAAGAAAAAUAUGGCUCUUUGCUAUCGGAAAAUAUCCUAGACUUCAUGAACUCUGAUCAAUAUAGAGAUUCCAAACAGAUGACAAUGAAUGGUACAGUAACGUGGUUUCAUCCUCGGAAAGGCUUUGGCUUUAUCACUCCAGAUAACGGUGACGAGGAUGUUUUUGUACACUUUUCUGAUAUUCAAGUCAGCGGAUUUAAAACCUUGAGUGAAGGACAAAAGGUUUCCUUCGACAAAAANUCAAUAUGUGAUAAGAAAAUCGAAUAUUUUUGCAUCACUAGUCAGUAUGUCAAGAAUCAGAAUACGUCACGGCCAUGUAUCUUUUGGAGUCAAGUAGGUGAUGGGCACAUCGAUUGUAUGGGAGCUCGCGAUGAACGCAAUGUGUUAUCGUGUCCAGUUGACCAUCGAAUGGUUGGUGACCGAUUUCUAUGCGAUAAGCAAACAAAAUGUAUCGACUAUCUGCUGAUUUGCAACGGAAUCAAGGAUUGUGUAGAUGGAACAGAUGAAUCAAUAUGUUACUGGAAUAUCAGCAAUUGUUUACGCGGAACUUUUCCUUGCGCGGAUGAAUCAGGAUGUAAAAGCACUAGAUGUAAAACAAGUCUGGGAUGCAAUGAUAAAUCUCACCGAUUUUGGUGUCCAAAUCCAAACAAUGGUAAUGCAGUAUAUCGCUCACAAAAAUAUAGGACAAUUUUCGAUGAUAAAAGUAGAUGCUAUGAUCAAUCUUACUCACAAGCAAAACAUAUAAUUGCACCGCGUUCUACAGGUCAUUAUAUCGGGAAUCGCAUAGCAGAGUCCCCCAUUUACUACAUGUACUGUAAUAAAGGGUUUUAUCUAGAAAGAGAUCGUAGGUCAGACCUGACAUGCUUUUGCCCUCCCAGUUUGUAUGGCGAUCGCUGUCAAUACGACAGUCGACGAGUCACCAUUCGCAUUCGUUUGGACCGAUGGCAUCGACCUGAUAUUCCAAUCAUUCUUGACGUUCUGUUCAUACUUCUACUAAACGAUAGUCAAAUCGUAGAUCAUCACGUUCUCACUGAUGAAAACAAAGAGUAUCCAUCGAAGAACGAUAUUUAUUUAGUUUAUCCUCGCCCAAAACCGCCAGGUAUUUACACCCUACGAAUAGAGAUCUAUCAUUCUGCCGAUUUUCUCCAUUUCUGGGAAUAUCCAAUUAGCCCGCUGGACUUCUUACCCGUAUUUCGUAUCGCGAAAGUGCUUCGAUUUCCUGACCGCUCACUUCCAUGGCAUUGUUCGUAUAACCGCUGUGAGAAUAACGGGACUUGUUAUCAAGCAGAAGGGAACCGAUUUCUUUGUAUUUGUCCACGCUCCUGGAAGGGCAAAUUCUGUGAUAUCAAGAUGAAUCGAACUGGUUGUGCAUCGAAUUCUCUCGCACGAGCUGAAAAUGUUUGUGUUUGUUCACAUGGUUAUAUGCAACCUCACUGUUUCGUACAGAACCACAAAUGCCGACGAGUGACAUGCAGAUUGAACGAAACGUGUGUUCCACGGUCUGACCUUCCUGCCUAUAGGCACACGUGUAUUUGCAACGUGACUAACUGUAAACCCGAUCGACCGGUUAUUGUAUUAAAUCGUCGAGAACCGAACGAAUUACCAUUUCUUGUCCAACUGCUUCAAUUAACAGGUAAUUAUCCUACUAUCCGUCAUCAAAUCCUCAUUCCGCCAUUUACAUCAUUUCCAUGGAUCAAAACCAUCAAAACUCGAGAUAAGCGCGAUUAUGUUGGAACCCUGCCAGAGAUUGGCUUACUCUAUUCGUUUGAAUCUUAUGCAGAUUCAGUACGAAAUACUUUAUAUUUACUUUUCAUCAACUGCACGAAUAAUAUACGAAACUUUACAGUCGAUUUGGAUCUACAAGCGCAAAAAUGUCAUGAAUUUUCUAUGGAAGAGCAGCAUUUUGUCGCAGUAUUCCCAGAAUUUUGCCACAAUUUUACUUACGGCGUUUGUUUUGCAUAUGACGGUUACUUAUGCUAUUGUAAUUAUUCCAAUGGCAAUCAGAGCAACUGCCUAUCGUACCAACGAAGAUACAUAACUUGUGAUUACUGUCAGAACGAAGGACACUGUGUUCAGGGUGACCUGACAAAUAAAACUGACUUCAUUUGUGUAUGUCCGAAAUGUGUCACAGGAGUCCUAUGCCAAUUUUCACUGAGUCGUUUCUCAAUUUCACUGGAAUUUUUAUUUGAAAAGAACGAUUGGAAUCGUGGCCAUUUCAUAGCACCAGUCAUUCUAUUUAUUCUCGGCAUGAUCCUUAACUCUUUGUCGCUUAUCACUUUCACACAUAAGAAACUUCGCACAAGUGGAGUGGUCGUUAAACUUCUAGCAACUUCUUUAUGCGGUCUUCUGGUGGUAAUAUUAUUGCUUGCAAGAAUAACUUAUCUCUACAUGGUACGAAAGAUCAUCAUGUUGCACCGAAUAAGUAUCAUAAUGUGCAAAGCUCUGCCCAUGCUCAUGUAUACUUUCUAUUAUACUACUCUAUGGUUAAUGACGACGGUGACAGUGGAAAGAGCAUUGGCUACAUUACAAUCCUCCCUAUGGUCGCGACUACAAGAGUUCAAAGUAUCCAUUUCUUUGGUGUUGCUAAUUAUUUUCAUUGUUUCAAGUUCGAAUUACAUAUUCAUCAGCCAAUACGAGCUGGUCAAUCACCCCGAUUACAUCUUUCCUUGGUGUAUACGUGAAAUUCCGCUCAAUCAGCAACUGUUCACGCACAUACUGACUCUGUUUCACCAAAUAAUACCGUUUCUAAUCAAUAUCAUAGCUGCAUUGAUUAUCAUUGUAAUGAUCACUCGAUCGAAGAUGCAUGCUUAUCGGAAAACUAAAGGUAGUGCUCUGAUGGAUCAAACACGAAAGCGAUUUGAUCUUCUUCUGAGUCCGAUAGUUUGUUUCCUAGCACAAUUACCUGAGAUAAUAAUUCUUUUCUUAAAUGCCUGUGACUACGAUACUAGCACCUGGUUCUCACAAGUUAAUCUAUGUAUUUACUAUGUCUCAUUCUUUCCACAGAUGAGUAUUUUCUUUUUGUAUAUUACACCAUCGAAACAGUACUAUGAUGUAUUUAUCAAGGAAACUCUACUGGGCAAACGUGUAUUCCACAUGCUAUAUUUGCCGAUUGUUCUUUCCAGACCAACAAAUACGUGA
Messenger RNA from Adineta ricciae, 3462 nucleotides. The record is from the annotation of a GenBank genome assembly. Lineage: Eukaryota; Metazoa; Rotifera; Eurotatoria; Adinetida; Adinetidae.